AUGGAAGGGGGGUGGCCUUUGGAGGGGGGAGUCCUCCUCUGCCUCAUUGUCAGCCUUCUGCUUCCAGGAAGAGGCGAAGCUGUCACCAUCAAUUGCUCUGGCUUUGACCAGUACGGGGUGGAUCCUGCUGCCUUCCAAGCAGUGUUUGACAGAAAGGCCUUCCGUCCAGUCGUCAACAACAGCAUCCCCACUCAUGUCAACAUCUCCUUCACCCUGUCUGCCAUCCUGGAAGUGAAUGCACAGCUUCAGCUUCUGACAUCAUUCCUGUGGAUGAAUUUGAUGUGGGACAAUCCUUUAAUCAGUUGGAACCCGGAAGAGUGCGUCAGCCUCAAAAGACUCACUGUCUCGGCUGAAAACCUGUGGAUCCCAGACAUCUUCAUCUUGGAAUCCAUGGAUGUGGAUCGAGCACCACCAGGUCUCACCGCCUUUGUCAACAGUGAAGGUCGAAUGAAGUACGACAGACCAGUGCGGGUGACCAGCAUCUGUAACCUGGACAUCUUCUACUUUCCUUUCGACCAACAGAACUGCACGCUCACCUUCAGUUCCUUCCUCUACACAGUGGACAGCAUGCUUCUGGGCAUGGACAAGGAAGUGUGGGAGAUAACAGAUACAUCUCGUAACCUCAUCCAGACCCAGGGAGAGUGGGAGCUCCUGGGCAUCAACAAGGCCACCCCAAAGAUGUUGGUCGGCAGCAACCUAUAUGACCAGAUCACGUUCUAUGUGGCCAUCAGGCGCAGGCCCAGCCUCUACGUCAUAAACCUCCUGGUGCCCAGUGGCUUUCUGGUUGUUAUCGACGCCCUCAGCUUCUAUCUGCCGGCAGAAAGCGAGAAUCGUGCCCCAUUCAAGAUGACACUUCUGCUGGGCUACAACGUCUUCCUGCUCAUGAUGAAUGACUUACUCCCAGCGACUGGCACCCCCCUCAUCAGUGUGUACUUUGCCCUGUGUCUGUCCCUGAUGGUGGUCAGCCUCCUGGAGACCAUCUUCAUCACCCACCUGCUGCAUCUGGCCACCA
Molecule: messenger RNA, 1012 nt
Organism: Lontra canadensis (Northern American river otter)
Lineage: Eukaryota; Metazoa; Chordata; Mammalia; Carnivora; Mustelidae
Product: 5-hydroxytryptamine receptor 3C-like
Biological process (GO): nervous system process; chemical synaptic transmission; signal transduction
Cellular component (GO): neuron projection; membrane; synapse
Molecular function (GO): extracellular ligand-gated monoatomic ion channel activity; neurotransmitter receptor activity; transmembrane signaling receptor activity
Source: RefSeq, a predicted model, not a curated record